UCUCCAUGUUCCCCUACUUCGACAUGGCGCAUUAUAUCGUAUCAGUGAUGAGUCUGAGAGAACAGCCAGAAUUGGAUUAAAAAUGCAAAAUACUGCAUUUAUUUCUGAGAUGAUGACAGGACGCCACUCUUUGGAUGUAAUGAGGUCAUGUGACAAACAUAAUCAGAACAACAAUGUAGCAAACUAUUCUUUUAAUUUGUAUUAUGCAAUAGUUUUUGUUCACUUUAAACAGGAAGAAACUACUGACAACAACUGCAUAACAAUGAUUUUAAUUGUAAAAUUUUGUGAAUAUUUCUCAUUCAGUGUCAUGAACGCGCAUGCAGAGGUUAUAGUAGAUAUGUUUUGAAAAGACUAUGAAUUUUGUUAUAACUAACAAAUUGAUCCCCUUUGGUUUCCAUGCAGUUUGCCAAAAAUCAACACUUUGAAAAACAGAAAAUCUUUAUUGUAGCCUGUCAAACACUAAAAUAUGAAAUGCAUCAGAACUUUAAGUUGAAAUUUAAGACUCAAAGUUUAAAUUUGAGACUCGAAAUCGAGACUUAUCUACUGAAUUGUUCAAAUAAAAUUAUCUGUUUCUUUAUCUAGUUGAGCUGCUUAGCCAUAAAUAUCUGUCAGAGGUAAUUUGUGGUUGUUGGUUUUUGGAUCUUGAUUACUAGACUAUUGCAGCACUGAAAGGAAGAUUGAGAAACUCAUUUUAUCCUCACAGAGGUUUGACAAAAAGGCAGUUGUUGUUCAAAAAGCAAUAAAUACUGCUUGCACUAACUACAAAUAAUGUUAGAUACUAUUUCUUAUUGUGCAAUUUUGCAGCUAAUUUUACAACAACAAAAAAAAUGUGGGUCAAAUUGACUAUUAUAAGUAAAGCAAUUAAAACAGAUGGCAAUUAUUAAAUUUCUGAUGUGUUUUUUUCCUCUUUGACAAGCUACAAUAACAUUUUUUCUGUUUUAAAUCUUUCAUUUCCCAUGCAAACCAAUGUGGGUCAAUUUGACCCGCAAACCAAACGCUGUACCCAGUUUGUGAACAGGUUAAGGAAAAUGCACAGACUGUGUUGAAUCAGUGCUAGUUGACUGUAUGUGUUCAGUUCUACAUGAAUGAACUCUUGUUGUCUGUAGUAAUGCACUGCUUGUGAUGAUGUUGCAGGCGUCUCUCUCUGUGUCUGCAGGUAGACAGGAGCGUUGGAGGUCUCUCAGCGCAGUCCGUUUGCGUGUUGGUUCAGUUCGAUGCUGUAUUGUUUCGGUGGAGCCGUUCUCUCAGCGCUGAUGAUGGCAGACGCGCCGGUCGCACCGCUGUCCAACACCACCAACCUGCUGCUCGCCUCGCUCAUGUGGUAUCUGGUGUUUUAUUGUCCUCUGGAUGCCGUGUACUCGGCGGCGUCCGUCCUGCCCGUGCGUCUGGUCUUGACGGCGAUGAAGGAAUUGACCCGUACGUGGAAGGUCCUGGGCGGAGUCACACAAGCGGGAAAGAAGUACAAAGACGGCCUGUUUGUGAUGAUCGCGGUGGGCUGGGCUAAAGGUGCCGGUGGAGGACUCAUGAGUAACUUCGAGCAGCUGGUUCGAGGCGUCUGGAAACCUGAAACAAACGAACUCCUCAAGAUGUCAUAUCCGACCAAGGUGACGCUGCUGGGAGCCGUUGUGUUCUCUCUCCAGCAGUGCCGCUUCCUCCCGAUUCAGACGCAUCACCUGAUCUUCAUCUACUCGCUCUUCAUCGUCACCAAUAAGACGCGGAUGAUGUUGCUGGGUUCGUCGUCGUAUCCGUUUUCAUCAGUGGAAACUCUGGUCUACAAGACUCUGUUUGUUCGACCUUUGAACUUUUCACCUUUGACCGAGUCGACCCAGAGCUGCUGCUCUUCCCCGAACCACAACAAACGGAACGGCUCUGCUUCCGCACAAGAGAAGAAACCCAGCGACGCCAACAAACCGGACCAAAGCAACCCCAAAGAUGCAGAAAACAGCAAAAAGACCGACUGAUCCUGAUGGAGAGCGAAUCACAGACGGUUUUAAUGUAGCAGAAGACACUUCUUGUUUUUGCUGGUGAAACUUUUCUACACGUUUCUUUCUGAUGAUGUUUUAAAAACACACAGAUGCUCUUUUUAUCUGAAUAUCUUGAUAUGUACAUAUUUGCUUAAUUCACAGAAAAUUCUAUUCUUUUCUAUCCUGUAAUGGUGAGGAUAAUAUAUUUUAAUAUUAUUUAUAAUGCGUUUAUGAAUGCAGUCACUGAAAGUGAAAUGCUGAAAUCUGUUUUACUGUAAGAUGUCUUGAAUGCUGAAAUGAUUGAAUACAAUUCACUCGCUCUGA
Messenger RNA from Labeo rohita (rohu), 2288 nucleotides. It is a transcript of the gene tmem38b, whose product is annotated as transmembrane protein 38B. Gene Ontology annotation, biological process: potassium ion transmembrane transport. Gene Ontology annotation, cellular component: membrane. The record is from RefSeq and is a predicted model, not a curated record. Bases 1215 to 1961 code for a protein of 248 amino acids. Lineage: Eukaryota; Metazoa; Chordata; Actinopteri; Cypriniformes; Cyprinidae. Gene Ontology annotation, molecular function: identical protein binding; potassium channel activity. The transcript is spliced from 7 exons.